AUGGUAGUAGUUGUUUUAGAUUUGAUCCAUACUUUAUUCAAGCUGAAAAGCGGCGAAAGGUUAUGGCCGAUAGUUUUGGGCUUUCAAUUGGCAUAUCUGAUGUCUUCGUUGGUGGCACUCGUCGGAAUACUGUUUAACGCUAGACAUUUGAUGAAACCAUUUUUAAUUACCAUUGUAGAUUCUACAAUUUUCGAUUUUAUCAGAUUCGGAUUGGUACUUUUCAAAGUAGUUUCAGCGAAUUUAAUCUUUGAGUUGAGUUUGUUGAUCGGUAAAUUAAGUAUUUCGAUAACGUGUUUGGUUUUGACCGUUCUGUUAAUGAAAAUAUACGCCAAGAAAGAAAAGGAAUACAGAAAACGUAUACCAAAAAAGGUGCAUGAAUAUGCUGUUGAUAGAAUUGAAGUCACAGAGGAAGCAGUAGAAAGAUCCUUUGUAAAGACUUAGUUGUUUUUUUACACUUCUCAUAUCCGUAUCUUUUAUUUUAAUUUUUUCCAAUUCUAUAUAUUGCUUUUUCUUUUUUCUUGAAUAACAGAAGGGAACCGAAGAAUCGUUUAUUAUUUAAGAUCAUGUUACUUUUCACUAUGUGUCAUUUUUUAAGAUGGAAA
Molecule: messenger RNA, 602 nt
Organism: Aethina tumida (small hive beetle)
Lineage: Eukaryota; Metazoa; Arthropoda; Insecta; Coleoptera; Nitidulidae
Exons: 2
Coding region: 1-441 (146 amino acids)
Source: RefSeq, a predicted model, not a curated record